AUGCGCUCUCACCGAUGGGAUUCGCACUCCUGUGAUGUGAAACAGCUCCCCGCCUGUGUCGAUGCCCUCACCGUCUCCACACACCGCCCCCCUCCCCCCAUACCCGUGCCCAUGCCCAUGCCCAUGCCCAUCCCUCCCCCCGCGCCCGCCUCAUCCACGCUCAGCAGCGAUGCCGUGCGGCGCACUGCGAUCAUCCUCGGCGCCCCCACCCCUGCCCCCACCCCUGCCCCCACCCCUGCCCCCACCCCUGCCCCCACCCCUGCCCCCACCCCUGCCCCCACCCCUGCCCCCACCCCUGCCCCCACCCCUGCCCCCACCCCUGCCCCCACCCCUGCCCCCACCCCUGCCCCCACCCCUGCCCCCACCCCUGCCCCCACCCCUGCCCCCACCCCUGCCCCCACCCCUGCCCCCACCCCUGCCCCCACCCCUGCCCCCACCCCUGCCCCCACCCCUGCCCCCACCCCUGCCCCCACCCCUGCCCCCACCCCUGCCCCCACCCCUGCCCCCGCCCCCCAUGCGUGCUCCUCUGAGCUGUCCGUGCCCGCCGUCGCGCACCCUCUACCCCUCCUUCCAUCCUACCUUCUACCCCGUCUUGCCUCUUGUCAUCCUCUCCCCUUUUUAUGCCCCCCUUGCCUGUAUCCCCAGGCUGAACCCACACCACAUUGCCGCACCCACAUGCGAGGAAUCAAACGCUGCCGGCGCGGGAGAGGAGGGAGGGGAGAAGAGGAGGAGGAGGAGGAGGAGGAGGAGGAGGAGGAGGAGGAGGAGGAGGAGGAGGAGGAGGAGGAGGAGGAGGACGAGGACGAGGAGGAGGAGGGGGAGGAGGAGGAGGAGGAGGAGGAGGAGGAGGAAGAGGAGGAGGAAGAGGAGGAGGAAGAGGAGGGAAUCGCCCCGCGUGCCUCCGGCCCUCUCCCUCUGCAGCACGGGGUGGAAGAGGCACUGCGCGUCCCACCACGUGUCAUCCCCAUCCUCUCCCGCGCGCAACAUCGUCCCCUCAGGCGCGCCGAAGAUGCCCGCUGUGCUGCUGUGCUGCGCGUGGCAUCUGUGGGAGUGGACGGGGGAAGGCGGGAACGGCGGGGAAGGAGGGAAAAGGAGGGAAACGACAGAUGCUGCACCGUUCAUCAGCAUUCAUCAGCGCACCUUUCAUCAGCCAAUCCCGCCCCACGACAUAAUGAUGAUGAGAAUUCGAUAACCGCGCAGCACCAUUUCCCACACCUGACGCUCGUUCCACGCGCGCAUGGCGUCGCUCCGCCCAGUCUCUCCGCGUGCCGCCCGCCGGCGUUCCGCGUCUCCCCGCUGCUGCGCGCCAGCCGAGCUCGGGGCGGGCGUUUGCAAGGCGACGCCGGCGGAUAG
Messenger RNA from Closterium sp. Yama58-4, 1353 nucleotides. NCBI's taxonomy places the organism in Eukaryota, Viridiplantae, Streptophyta, Zygnematophyceae, Desmidiales, Closteriaceae. The record is from the annotation of a GenBank genome assembly.